Molecule: messenger RNA, 1473 nt
Organism: Homalodisca vitripennis (glassy-winged sharpshooter)
Lineage: Eukaryota; Metazoa; Arthropoda; Insecta; Hemiptera; Cicadellidae
Product: SAFB-like transcription modulator
Exons: 7
Coding region: 151-1215 (354 amino acids)
Source: RefSeq, a predicted model, not a curated record
UAUAUAUAUAUUUAUACUGUGUUGUGUUGUGUAAUUUUAAUUCUAUUACAAAGUCAUCCACUACCAAGGCUACUGAGGUCUGACGAUGAAGGUUAGCCUUCAAAACAUGUCACCAUAACUAUUAAGACAACAUGAAUUUGGAUUGAAUUGAUGGUCAUGCCACGGACACGUAAAAAAUCUUAUAGACAGAAACAAAAUGCUAGACGUAAGAAAUUACAACUAGAGACUCCUGAACAUAAGGCUCUCCGACUAGAAAAGAACAGAACACGAGCAGCCAUAAGACGUGCUGGUGAAAAUGAAUUACAAAGAGAAAUUCGCUUAGCAAAGGAUAGAGCAAGACAGAACACUGUUAGAGCAAGUCGAAGAUCUACUGAGAAAUCUGUUUAUAAUAGACUAAAGUUUCUUGAAAAUGAUUCUACUUUUAAUGAAUUAACAAUAAAACAAAGUCUUGUUUAUGAACGAUUAAAAGCGCAACGAGAAGCAGCUGCUGUAAGGCAGGCUGAGCGCCGUCGCCAGGAAACUCCUGAGCAGAGAGCUAUCCGUCUAGAGAAGGAUAGGAUCAGAGUGGCUAUGUCUCGUGCAAAUGAGACUGAAGAAGCAAGAGCUAUUCGUCUUGCCCGCCAACGUCAUCAAGUUAAUGCUGCUCGUUUGCGUUUGAAAUAUAAAGCUCAGCUACUACCUGGGCAGGUUGAUACUAUUAACAGUCUACAAAAUAAACCAAUUUUUGAUCCAAUACAUAAGAUGUUUGAAAACCAAUUUAAUAAUCUAAAUAAUGACAAUUUUAUUGAACAAUCAAGAGCAAUAGCUGAAUUUCACGGAAUAUACCAUCAACUUAAGACCUACACUUCAUUAAGCAAUUAUCCGCAGAUAAUAUCAGAAAGUUGUGAAAAUGAGGAAGCAACAUUUGAAGAUUACCCAGAAAGUGAUGCCAGCCCUGUGGCAGUUGAGGGUGUAGAAUGUGAAAUCAUUAUUCAGGAAGGAUCAGAAUCAGAAGAAAUAAAUACAGAUGAAACAAUGGACAGUGUAGAAGAGUCUAAUUACAAGACAGCAUUCGGCACUUCAUUACCAAUAAGUAAUAUAGUAAAAAGAGAAGUGCCUGACAUUGAAGGUGAAGAUGAAAAGUUUCUAUCUGUGGAGAGAAGUGAACUGACUCAACACAACAAUUCAUCAGUUAACUUUUCAAGUACAAGUGGAAGAUUAAGUGAAGGUAGUUAGAAUGAACUAACUACUGAUUAACAUACACCAUCCACCUUUGAAUUCUGUUCAGUCAACUUCCCAAAACUAGAGUACUUAAAAGAAGAACUGAAAAAGGAAAAAGAAGAGAAUGAUACCAGUUGAUAAUUAAUUUUUUCAAUGACUAGGCAUCAUAUACAUUAAUAUGGUUAAUGUUCUUUAAUACCUAUUUCUUUGUUUUUUGUGAAAAGCAAAAAUUGUUAGAUAUGUUUUUUUAAUAAAUGGUUAGUUAAAAAUGUG